Messenger RNA from Nelumbo nucifera (sacred lotus), 1771 nucleotides. Its product is annotated as cytochrome P450 86B1. NCBI's taxonomy places the organism in Eukaryota, Viridiplantae, Streptophyta, Magnoliopsida, Proteales, Nelumbonaceae. Gene Ontology annotation, molecular function: oxidoreductase activity, acting on paired donors, with incorporation or reduction of molecular oxygen; iron ion binding; monooxygenase activity. The record is from RefSeq and is a predicted model, not a curated record.
AACAAACUAUAUGAUAUAUCAUCCUCAUCACAAUACCCACUCCAUCAUCACCCCAACAUGAUCGUCUCAAGCAACCAAACUGCCUUCUUUUCCGUCAAACUCCCUUCAGAUUUCAUUUCUAAGCAUCUAUUCCUCUUGCCAGAGAUCCAAGCAAUAGAGCUCUUCGUUGCUCUCAUUGUUUUUGCAGCCAUACGCUCUCUCAGGCAAGAGAAACGCCAUGGUUUGCCCAUUUGGCCCUUCUUUGGAAUGUUACCUUCUUUGCUUCUUGCUCUACGUGCAGACAUAUACGAAUGGAUCUCCGGUGUCCUGAACCGCCAGAAUGGUACCUUUACGUUCAGGGGUCCUUGGCUUACCAGUGUCAACUGCGUCGUCACCGCUGACCCUCGCAACCUGGAGCACCUUCUGAAGACCAAGUUCGCCAGUUUUCCAAAAGGUGGCUUCUUCCGGACCACCGUCCGUGACCUCCUCGGCGACGGGAUCUUCAACGUUGAUGACAAUCCUUGGCGUCGCCAGAGGAAGACUGCAAGCAUUGAGUUCCACUCGGCUGAGUUCCGUAACAUGACCAGCGAGUCACUGGUCGAGCUUGUCCACUCACGUCUUCUGCCUGUGUUGGAAGAUUCAAUCAGACAGUCCGUCCCCAUCGACCUACAGGACGUACUUCUGAGGCUUACAUUCGAUAAUGUCUGCAUGAUAGCCUUCGGAGUUGACCCUGGGUGUCUCAGGCCUGGUUUACCAGAAAUCCCAUUUGCUCGAGCUUUCGAGGAUGCUACAGAGGCGACGGUGAUUCGCUUCAUAACACCAAUAACUCUUUGGAAGAUAAUGCGAUAUCUUGAUUUAGGCAUCGAGAGGAAGCUCAGGCGAUCCAUAAGGCAAGUCGACCAGUUCGCGGAGGAGGUCAUUCGUACCAGAAAGAAGGAGCUGUCUGUGGAUUCUAAUGAGAAGAGGGUGAAAUCAGAUCUUUUAAGCGUCUUCAUGGGUUUGAAAGAUGAGGACGGAAAGCCAUUCUCAGAUAAGUUCUUGCGGGAUAUCUGUGUAAACUUCAUUCUUGCCGGAAGAGAUACUUCGUCGGUGGCAUUGAGUUGGUUCUUCUGGCUGCUUGAUCGGCAUCCAGCAGUGGAACAACAAAUCCUGAAGGAGAUUUGCUGCAUAGUCCGACAAAGGGUCAAUUCUGACAAAGGGGAGAGCAAUGGUCCUCUAGUGCUCAGGCCAGAUGAAGUGAAGAAGAUGGAUUAUUUGCAAGCCGCUCUGUCAGAGGCCCUAAGGCUGUACCCUUCCGUGCCGGUGGAUCACAAGGAGGUUAUUGAAGACGAGGUUUUCCCUGAUGGGACAAAACUAAAGAAAGGGACGAAGGUAAUCUAUGCCAUUUAUGCAAUGGGAAGAAUGGAGAGCAUAUGGGGGAAGGACUGCAGGGAGUUCAAGCCUGAGAGAUGGCUGAGAGAUGGACGAUUCAUGAGCGAAUCAGCUUACAAGUUCACAGCUUUCAAUGGUGGGCCUAGGCUAUGCUUGGGGAAGGAUUUUGCUUACUAUCAGAUGAAAUUCGCAGCUGCUUCGAUCAUUUACCGUUAUCAUGUGAAGGUGGUGGAGAAUCAUCCAGUAGUGCCAAAGUUGGCAUUGACAAUGUACAUGAAAUAUGGGUUGAAGGUGACUCUUUGUAGGCGAGAUGAGUCCGAGCUACGAACGAAUCUUACGGCCGUAUCUUAAUGUCUUCAAAUUGUGUUUGAAAUACCGUGCAUGCUAGUCAUCUGUUGUUUUUAUUUUUUAUUUUUUUUUA